Molecule: messenger RNA, 1580 nt
Organism: Anopheles funestus (African malaria mosquito)
Lineage: Eukaryota; Metazoa; Arthropoda; Insecta; Diptera; Culicidae
Product: cuticle protein 19-like
Exons: 1
Coding region: 1110-1496 (128 amino acids)
Cellular component (GO): extracellular matrix
Source: RefSeq, a predicted model, not a curated record
UUGCAAGGACUAACUAUCCGGCUAAGUGGUAAAAAUAAGUUUAAUAAGUCAGAAAUGCGCAGCAUGACCUUACAUUUCGUUAAGCCAAGGAGAAAAAAAGAGAGAGAUAGAGAGAGAGAAAGAGAGAGAAAGAUAGAGUAAAUUAAUAAAAAUGUUUAUUUUUUCGUUAGAGAUGAAAUCUGGAGAACGGUGUUCAAUAACAAAAACGUUUGAAAGCUCUAACUCAAACUGUCUUAGUGCUAUAAGUUUUGUACCACCAAGAAUGUAUCAUUGGCUUGAGGACUCUGCCAAAUACGUCAAGAAACGAUGUCCUUUUGCUGUUUAUAUCCGAUUCUGGCUUCUACGAUAUUAGUUAUUCACUUUUAAAACUAUUAUUUUUAAAUUUUUAAACCAAUGCUAUGUUUGCUCGUGUAGACCAUUUUACACAACAUUAAAAUAAAAUUGUUAGACGCUGUUUCUUUUUCCUAAUAAGUCAAUUUUCAGCUUUCAGCAAACAGAAAUAUUUUUGAUAAAAAAAUUAUAUUUUUUUUUGACAAAUGACUGAUUCAUAUCUGACUGAUCAAUUCGGCCAGGCCGUUCUAUCUGAAUAAAAAAAAAGACUGAUUCAUCGUCAUCGUCGUCAUACGUCGGUACUCCAAAAGCUCGACCAGAAUUAUAUCUAUGUGACCUUAUUUUUACUAGCCUUAACCUACAAGUAGGUUAAGAAUAAAUAAAAGUUCUACACAAAUUUGUUUACUGUAUUAUUACAUGAAAGAUAUAUUCUUUCACAUACAUACGACACCAUUAAACCAUCAACCAUCAACCAUUAAACAAUCCUUGUUGUUUCAUUUGUAACACAUAUACAGUCAGUUUCGUGGAAAUAAAUGAUCGAUCAAGUCGAUGCACGAAAAUUAACUAUUCAUUUCAUAUAUAUGCCAUGCAUUUCCAUCAACUUCCACGCCCCAUGAUCAGUUUACAGUGUGCUAGCCAUUGCUGUAAGAACGACAUGCACGCAUUCAUGCCCUACUCCUUUCAGACAAUAUUUAAGCGCUCAUAUUCCACCCAAAUGCCUACAGUCGAUCGCCAGCCAUCGCUCAAUCUACAUUCACCAAGCCAAAGAACUUCCCAAAAUGAUGAAGAUCACUAUUGCCGCCCUCGCACUUCUGGUAGUCGCCGUUGCCGCUUACGAGCACAAGGACUACCAUUCGCAUCCCAGAUACAAGUACGAGUAUGGAGUGAAGGAUCCCCACACCGGAGACCACAAGAGCCAGUGGGAACAUCGGGACGGAGAUGUCGUCAAGGGAGCCUACACCCUGCACGAGGCCGAUGGAACUGAACGUGUUGUGGAGUACUCGUCCGACAAGCACAACGGCUUCCAGGCUCAUGUGAAGCGUGUGGGUCAUGCUCAUCACCCGGAAGUCUACGGACACCAUGAGGGUGGACAUUCGUACGGAGGACACGGUCAUGGACAUGCCAGCAGCUAUGCCAACGGAAACCUCCAUCAAUACUAUCAUUGAGAAAUAUUCUUUAUCAAUCAUAAGGAAAUCCAUGAAUUUCGAUUUAAAUAAAGAUUAUUGCCAAACUAAACAAAUAACUUAAUC